GGCGCCUAGUACAUUCAAAUAUGGCAACGAUUCAUAAUGAGAUUUAGGCGAAAAUGGUACCACACUAACCUGAAUUAGGGUAUAUAUAGAACUACACAAACACAUAAAUGCAUACUUACACCAUAUCAUAAACUACAGUUCAAGAUGUCUGGACAACUAAACAUUUAUUAAAACAUUUGGAAACAUUAUUCAUAUUCGGUGAAAAAUGCGAUAAAAAUAACAUAUUACCCUAUCAUCUAUUAAGGCCCAUAGAUUGUAUAACAUUUUACAAGAAUGAAUAUCAUUAUGCUACUAAUAUAUAUAUAGAUAUAUACACACACAUAGGUGAUAAAAUUUACAGUGGCAGUAGAAGUGAAUGUUGUAGACAAAUCAACACACAUAACAACGCAUUCUUAUGUAUACUAUGAAAUAAAUUCUAAAAUAUAAAUUGUGUUUCUUUGGCACAAAAAUGAAAGUGAUUCUUAAGUAGUAUAAGAAAUAUAUUAGAAAGAAAAUAACUCAUAGUAUUUGAUUCAUUUUAUUACUGCUUAUCUACCUAUACUUCAUUUCAUCUUUUUCUCUCAUUCAUAUACAUUUAAAUGUGUACAUAAAUCCAUACAAAGAAUCUCAAUUGUAUAUUUCCUAACUAAAGUGAUAGGGAUGUAUACAUACGAUACAUAAAAAUUAACAUUCCAUUAACCUGGAAUCGAAGUCUAAUUCUUCAGUUAUAAGUAUAUAGAAAAAGUGUCUCACUAAAGAAAACAAAUAUAGAAAAAAAAAUAGCCAACUGCUGUACAAUAACAGUAGACAAAAUUAGUCUACACUUACACAAAAUGUAAUGUAUGUACAUGUUUGUUUUUUUUCUAAUGUGUGAAUGUUUUGUGCAUAAAAUUCAUUUAUUUAUCUAGAAAACAAAAGAAUCUUCAUAUUACUCUGAUAAUGUCUAUCAUCUUGUAACAAUUACACUAACUAGUCAGCAUGCUUAUCAAAUACAUAUACUACUACUAUUAAUACUACUACUAACAACAUUAUUAAAGAUAUAAUGUCAGUCAUACUUAUAUAUAUACACGUUUGAUCAUUUAAAUGUUGACAUAUUGUUGACCUAUAUGAAUUUCAUAAUAAAGAAACAAUUUAAAAUACAUAUUCCAUUAUAACUAUUGUUACUAAGAGUUACGCAAUCAUUAUUUUUCUUGUUUAUACAUACAAGAUAAAAUUCUACAUCUUUAUCAAAAUAAUAAAAAAAUAAAUAAACAAACAACUACACAAGUUUCAUUUAGUCUUCAUGAAAUAAAUAACUAAAAAAGAAAGAAAAGAAAGAAAGAAGAAAGAAAGAAAAAAAGAAAAAAAGAAAAAUUAAAAUUGAUUAUGCCAUUUAUCACAAAGUUGAACUAUUUCUUCAUUAUAACAGAUCCACUAUUUCUUUUAUCUAAACAAAAAUCCAAAUUUUUCGGAAUUAUAUUAUCAUUAUUAUUAUUUCAAUUAAUGAUUAGUUUAAUGGAUCCAGUUCAAGGAAUAAAAUGGUUAGGUAUAUACAGAUUACCAAAAAGUGCAGAUCAUCCAGUGGAUUCGACAGCUGAUCGAUUUACUCCAGAUGAAUGUCAAAAAGCUGCUAAUAAAUUAGGUCUUCGUAGAAGACAAGCACGAUUUUGUAUGCAUCCACGUUUUGGUUAUGCAAUGCUUGCUGUACUUAGAGCUGCACAUGCUGUCGGAUAUCAUUGUCCAAAAACAUUUUCAGAUAGACGAUGGAAUUGUACUUCUAUACAUCAAUUACCGCAUGUAUCACCAGAGUUAAGAAGAGGCACACGUGAACAAGCAAUUGUACAUGCAUUUGCAAGUUCUGUAUUAUUAUUUGAAAUUGGACGAUAUUGUGCAUUGAAUAAAAUUCGAUAUUGUUCUUGUGGUGAUGAAGAUGGCAGUUAUGCUACACCAAAUUAUCCUUCAUCUCAUAUAUAUAAAAAUAACAAUUUACUUAGACAACAUCAUUCACAAACUUUGUAUAAUGAUAAUAAUAAUGCAUUAGUAUAUAAUUCCGAUGGUCAUUUAAUGAAUUCCAUUGAUACAUCUAAAUCAAACAAUAUACCAAUGACAGAUGGUCAACCAACAGUUAGUAAAUUUUAUUGGGCUGGUUGUUCUGAUAAUUUGCGUACAGCUAAAGAAUAUACAUCAUUAUUUCUUGGUUUUCCAAAUGUACAUGUAAUGUUACCUCCACCAAUAGAAACAGAUAAUCCUAAUUUAGAUACAAUACAUGAUACGAAUAAUCAAAAUCGUUAUAAAAGAUCAACGUAUUCUUCACAAGUUACAGAAAGUAUUUAUGAUACAACACAAUUAUCUGAUAUGUUUAGUCUGUUUCAAAAUCAAAUCAAUGUUAAUGAGAAUGUGGACAAUAGAAUUAGAGAAGGAGAUGUAGAUGAAGAAACUGAAGAAAAUGAAGAAGAGGAUGACAGUGAAAUAGAUGAUUCAGAAUUAUUCUAUUCACCACAUGAAUAUACGGAUAGACGACGUCGUAAUCUACAUAAAACAUGGUCAUAUCAAUCUACAGCACAAACCAACAAAUAUCCGUCAUACAAUUCAGCACAACAAAUGUAUGAUUCAGUAGAUGAUAAUGAUGAAAGAUUACCACGUCAUCCUAGAUCAAAACAAGGUAGAAAAAAAUCCACACUACGUAAUUUAAAUCGUCAUAAUUAUCUAGCAGGUGUAGUAUUAAUGGAAGCUAAUCAAAAACUGGUAUGCAAAUGUCAUGGAGUUAGUGGUAGUUGUGCUCAACGUGUUUGUUUUCGUCAACUUCGACGAAUCGAUACAGAAUUAAUGCAAAAAGCAUUAAAAAUGAGAUACUUAAAUGACUAAUGAAUGAAUAUUUUUCUAGACAGUCUGUAUCAUUGUUUGAUAGCAGUUAGAUAAUAAUUGAAGACUAUGAAAUACAGGACAUAUAUUUCAUCUUAGUAUGGGGUUCGUCAGUUGUACGUAUCCAAGAUCUUACCGAAAACCUUUGGUUUUACGGUGUUUGCUUAACCUCUGUACCCAAUGGGAUGAAAUUCAAUGUUAUACGUGUCUAACUUUUCUGGAUCCAUAACAUUAUACAACAAAUUUUGAUUGCCCAGGGUAAGUAACUAUCUGACGCCUGUUAUAGUUUAAUGUACUAGUUAUGGCUUCUCACUAUGACUCCUGGAAUUACAUUUAGAAGCUAGUACAUAAUUGUUACAGAUAUUCUUUUUAUCUAUCCUUACUUUCAUUAUUGAUAUAUUUUUAUUCUCAUUUUCUCGAAAAUAAGGCAGCCAAACAGGUUUCGGAAGGUAAAAAUGGUGAAUUAAUCGCCAAAACAUUUAUUGGUAAUGGAUUUAUCGAUGAAGUAGUAAAACCGGAAGAACUGGUAUUUAGUGAACAUUCACCAGAUUAUUGUAAUGUAGAACCUCAAAGAGGUUCUGUUGGUACACGAGAUAGAAUUUGUACAUUGAAAGAUACGGGGACAUCAAAUUGUGUGAAUAUGUGUUGUGGUCGUGGUUACAGAAAUGUGACCAAACGAGAAAUUGUUCAAUGUAACUGCCGAAUGGCCUAUGGAUUCAAAGUGCAAUGUGAUGAAUGUAAUAUUGAAACUGUAACUCAGAGAUGUUUAUGAAUGCACUUAGCAACUUAUUAUGUGUUAAAUACCGAAGAAAAUUCUCCAGGGUCAUGAUUUAAAUCAGCUAGAACAAUUUCAUGAUAGCAGGCUAUGCAUGUGGUGUACACAUCUUAUGUUUUUAAUUUUCUUAAAAAUACUAUACUACUUAAAAAUUGUAAGUAAUUUAUUAUGGAACCAUUAAAUUUAGACCAUGUCAAUCACGGUUAUGUACAUAUAUCUUUCUAACUUUGCAUGCUAAGCCAAAUCCAUGUUACUUAUUAUGCUAAAAAAAAUACGCCAACCAAA
Molecule: messenger RNA, 3880 nt
Organism: Schistosoma curassoni
Lineage: Eukaryota; Metazoa; Platyhelminthes; Trematoda; Strigeidida; Schistosomatidae
Source: the annotation of a GenBank genome assembly